This is a messenger RNA of Corvus hawaiiensis (hawaiian crow), 1540 nucleotides long. It is a transcript of the gene RBFA, whose product is annotated as ribosome binding factor A. NCBI's taxonomy places the organism in Eukaryota, Metazoa, Chordata, Aves, Passeriformes, Corvidae. The transcript is spliced from 7 exons. The record is from RefSeq and is a predicted model, not a curated record. The coding region runs from base 211 to 1203 and encodes 330 amino acids. Gene Ontology annotation, biological process: rRNA processing.
AGCCUGCGUCCAGACUCUGCGUGUGUGAGAGCCCUGCCCAGCCUGAGGGCGGCUCGGCCUCUCUCCCUCCUUCCCUCUCUCCUUCUUCCCUCUCUCCGGGCCCGGCCGGGACAUCCCCACCCGCCGGCCCGGGCCUCCGUGCCGACAGGGGGAGCCGCAGGCGGAGCUGAGGCGGGAGCUCGCCGCGCCGCGCCGCGCGCCGGGGCAGCAAUGUGGGGCGCCCGGGGGGCCGCCGUGCCGCGGUGGUGCCGUGCCCUGCGCAGCUCCGCCGCCCUGGGCGGCCCCAGGAACCCGCUGCGGAAAAUGCUCCGCAAGAAUAAAAAGAAGUUCUGGUAUGACAGCCCUACUCUGGGACCGCAAACAUUGUAUAAACCAACAAAGUUGGACUUUUUAAUGAAAAAUGACCUGACAGAAACGAGGAAAGAAGAUAACAUGCGCUGCAGAGUCUUGAAUGGUCUUAUUCAUAAAGUUGUGUUAGAGAUGGCAACUACCUGUGAAGUCAGUCAAGAAUUUUAUGAUCUCAAGCUGGAAAUCUGCAAGGUGUCCCUGUCAUCCAACUUUUCAGCAUGCCGUGUGUACUGGAACCCUGUUUCCACUACAGAGGAGGAAAGUUAUGUUGAAAAUGUGCUGCGAAAGAGCGCUCCACGUAUACGGUAUCUUCUGAAGAGUCAGCAGAUUGUAGGAAACAUACCCCCAAUAGUAUUUAUAAAAGACAAAGAAGCUGCAGCUGUAAAAGAGGUCGAGGACUUACUGGCAAUUGCUGAUUUUGGACCUCCAGAAGAAGAAGAAACAUCUCAAAAUGAUUCAAGCAAACUCUUCCCUUCAACAACUCAAUCUUCAGAUUCACCCAUGAGGCCUAAUCUCUUUGGUAUUGAUCAUGAACUGCUGAAUAAACAGAUUAUGGACUAUAAAAAAAUGAAAGCGUCAAGACAUAUGGAAAGCAUUGCCUGGACAGAGAAGCAGGAGCAGCAGCUUUCUAAGAUUCAAAAGAAAAUGAAAAAGAGAAAAACAAGGAAUCCUCCUGACAAUGACGACAUUAUGCCACAGAAACACUUACUGGACAGAUACGAAGCUGAUUACUGGGAUGAUAACAUUGAAUCAGCCUCGGACUAUGAGCUGCAGGAUGAAUUACAGGAAGAGGUGGAUGAGUUGGAGGUGGAUGAUGACAAAACUUUAAGUCAGUCUACUGGUAAACUGAAAUGAAGUGAAAAAGCCACUCCCUUCAAAAUGGAGGCUGCCAAUAGCAAAAAAAAAAAGACUGCCAUAGCUACUGAAAGAUUCAUUUUAUACAACAUGUUUACCACUUCCUCAUUCAAACUAAUAGAUUUGCCACAUGUGAGGAGGUUUGCUAGUACAAAGUAUGUAAGAAAAGCUGCCAUUAGUGAUAUUCUGUUAAGCAGCUUUCAAGUUGCUGCAGUUGAGGGACUUCCAACUGGAGAGCAGUUUUGUAAUGACAAAAUAUACCUAUUGCAGCCCUGAGUUAAAACUUCUUGCAGUUGUGUUGACUAUUUCCAAUAAAAUUAUGGUUGCUAUAUUGCAA